Messenger RNA from Balaenoptera ricei (Rice's whale), 3888 nucleotides. RefSeq names its product maestro heat-like repeat family member 5. Gene Ontology annotation, cellular component: cytoplasm. Lineage: Eukaryota; Metazoa; Chordata; Mammalia; Artiodactyla; Balaenopteridae. The record is from RefSeq and is a predicted model, not a curated record.
AUGACCCAGCCAGGGACCUGCAACCCUGACAUCUACCAUUUUCAAACGUGGGACGGGCAGCAUUCAGAAAAGCCACACAGCCACACCAUGGCCGACAGGAUCUCCUCAGCCAGGUCCCAGAACCCCAGAAUCUCCUCCCACAUCUCUGAAUCCACGAAGAACCAGUCUUACAUAAACGUGCCUCAGGAGUCGGCCCGCGGGGACAGACGGGGGCGCCCCGCCACCACCCUGCUCUGCAAGUCACGGAGCAGCCAGGGCCUGGUGCCCAAGGAGCACAAGACACUCAUGGAGGAAGCCCACAGCGCAGCCAUCUGCUUCAAGAUGCUCCGGGACCUGAAUAGUUCAGACCCCCUCCACCUGAAGUACAUCAUCAAGAAAAUCAAGAACGUGGCUCACGGGGACCCCAACCUGGUGCUGGAAACCAUCCAUGACUACUUUGUAGACAACCCACGGAUCUCCGCCUGGCACAAGUUCCGGCUCUUCCACGUCCUGGAGGCUGUCAUUGGAGCCAGUGAGUCCCUGGAGGAGACCUGGGAGAAGACCUUCAUGCAGCUGGCCCUGGAGAACAUGACCAAGUCCAUGGAGCUGGAGGAGGCCCACCGGGACGCGGCCAGCAACGUGCUGGUGGCCAUCUGCAGGCACGUGUGGCGGCUGGUGGCCCAGCACCUGGAGACCGAGGUCCUGUCGGGCGUCUUCCCGCCCCGCAGCCUCCUCUACGUGAUGGGCGUCCUGACCUCUAACGAGGAGCUCUUCAAGCAGGGAGAGAAAGCUUGCUGGGAAGAGCAGCUGGCCCAGAUGGCCGUCAAGUCAGUCCAGUUUCUGAACACAGAAGUGUGGUCCAAGGAGCUGCUGGGGGUACUCACCAAGCCCGACCGGACACAUCAGGAGCAACCCCUGGAGAAGGCCUUCCUGCUCAUCUACUCUGGGCUGAUCCUUCAAGCCGAGGAGAACAGCACCACGGUCAGGACACACCUGAGAACCCUCCUGGAAACGUCCCACCAGUGGCCCAAGCAGAGAGAGGGGAGGACCCAGCCAUCUGGGGCUGCUGCAGCCCGCCACCUGGACCACGUCUGGGCCGUCCUGGAGCAGUUUGGCCGGAGCACGCCCGUCAAGUGGAGACCGCACAGCUUCUCCCCGAAGGACGAAACCCUGAAGCAGAGCUUCCUCACGGCCAUCCUCAUGCUGAUGGGGGCUGUCAGCUGCAACGAGGGCACCCAAAGCUACGAGCUCUCCCAGGUCUCUGAGCUCUUCGAGUGUCUGAUGCUUCUGAUGGAGAAGGAGCCCCAGGACAUGCUGUGCACGUCGACUCUCCAACAGGCCAUCCACAUCAUCUCCAGCCUCUGCAAGAUGAGGCCGCCCCUGGCCUUGGAGAAGAGAUCUCGGCUUCUGUCCAUCAGCCUCCGCAGCGUGUUGUCCCUGCCGCAGCUGGUAGUCCUGGAGAAACACACCUGCCUCCUUCUGGAGCCGCGCAGCACACAGCCCGGCCUGGGGAGUGUGCAGGAAGUGGGCACCACUGGCCCUGAGAGGCCAAUGCACGCAGGCCCCUCGGGAGGCCUCAGGCCUCCCUUCAUCCCACCGGGGCUUGGCCGCCACCUGAGCUGCUCCACGUCCCUGCGCAGACUCUGCAACAAGACCUCGGAGGCCCUGGACCAGAUGCUGCAGAGCUUCAUCGUGCAGAACCCCACGGCCGACGAGCUGCACUUCCUGCUGUCGCACAUGUACGUCUGGCUGGCGUCAGAGAAGGCACAGGAGCGGCAGCGGGCUGUACACAGCUGCAUGGCCCUCCUCAAAUUCCUGACCCACAUCUACCUGGACCCAAAAGAGGACUUCAAACGGAUUGGGCAGCUGGUGGGCAUACUGGGGAUUCUGUGCCAGGACCCAGACAAGGCCACCCAGUGCUCCAGCCUGGAAGGGGUGGGCCAUCUCUACAAACUCCUGAUGCGCCACAGAGCAGGGGAAGCCUCGCAGGUGCAAGCACCGUCCCCCAAGCAGCUUUCCCAGGCCAGCGCGGAUGGAGCCCCACUCUGGAGCGGCAGGGACCAGAAGGCCACCCCCCCAGCCCCCGAGAAGGCGCUCUCGAAGGACCGAGUCUUCCAGCCCGGCAGCUCCCAAGUCAUCAAGGAGAUCAUGAAGCAUCUCACGAUGGCAGAGCUGCCCGACCUCAUCUGGACAGCUGCGGACAGCCUGGGCUCCACCAGCCCCUUCUGCGGGCAGGCGGCCGCCGACACGCUGCUCACUGUCAUCCAGGAGCACGGGGCCAAGCUGGAGACCAUGAUGGGGUUGGGGCCCCUGCUGAGGACUUGCCAGGAUGGGGCAGGGGGGUUCAGCUCAGGACCCAGCCUGGCCUCCCCCCGGCCCCCACUCCAGGCCCCUGAGGCCCUGGGCAUGGCGGCCCGCUGCUGGGACCCAGCCUGCCAUGCCUUCCGGCUGUGGAAGGCCCUGGGGGCCGAGCAGCUGAGCUGCCUGGUGCUGGCCGAGCUGCUGGCCUGGGCGCUAGAGCAGCCCCUACCCACCAGGACCAGUGAUGGCAGCUCCCGGACCACGGAGAAGGCCUACCUGCGCUCCAUGGCCACCAUGAACACGCUGCAUGAGCUGCAGUUCGCCCGAGAGUUCAAGAAGGCCGUGCAGGAGGCCUACCCCAAGCUCUUCCUGGCCCUCCUCACCCAGGUGCACUACAUCUUGGAGCUGAACCUGCCCAAGGAGCCCCAGCCCGGCCAGGAGGUCCAGGAGGCAGCCGUGCCCAGCCCACUGUCUUGUGGCACGUCGCUGGGUGCGCUGAAGGGUCUGCUGCCCGCCGCCGGACACUGGCAGGACUUCGCCCACCUGGAGCUGCAGGGAGCCUGGGACCUCUUCGCCGCCACCCACACCGACCCGCAGGGCGUGGGCCUCCCCGCCAGGGCCAUGGUGCAGAACCGCUGCAAGCAAGUCAAGGCGCUGAUCAUCCAGCGGCUACCCCACCUGCGGAGCCAGGAGGAGCGGGGGAGGAAGGCAGCCAUCACCAUCCUCACGGGGUUCCUCUACAGCCCUGCCCUGCUGGAGGUGCUCCCCAAACAGGCCGCCCUGACCAUGCUGGCCCGAAGCCUCAGGGACCCCAGCCCCGAGGUCCGCGUGCUGAGCCUGCAGGGCCUGGGAAACAUCCUCUUCCACCCAGAGAAGGGACGCCUGCUCCGUGGACUGCCGCCGCCCUUCCUCGACGGCUUCUUCCACAGCAGCGAGCCGGUGGUGGUGCGCGUCAUGGGCCCCGUGUCGGACGUGCUGCACCGCCUGGGCGCACACAGCACAGAGGCCCAGAGCCUUGGCAUCGCCAUCAACGCCCGCUCCUUCUCCGACGACGAGCGGGAUGGAAUCCGGGCAGCGGCCAUGGCACUGUCCGGGGAGCCGGUGGCGUCAAUGACAGGCAGAAAGCAAAGCGGCCUGAGAACCCAGGUGCACCAGAGCAUGGAGGCCCUGCUCCUGCCCCUGAAGGACAGCUGCCGGGCCGUCGUCACGCAGGCCAAGCUCGCCUUCCACCGCGGCUCAGUGCUGCUCCGAUGGCGGCGGCGGCGCACCCUCUCCUGCACGCCGGCCUGGGAGGCGAGCCUCAGCGCCCGCCACGUCCUCCGGAGCCGCCUGAUGAGCCACAGCCAGGAGGGUCUCAGCAUCCACUUGGCACAGGCCCCCAGCUACCUGCACAGCCGCCGUCGUCACAUCAAGACCUGGGCAGCGCUCUUCAUGGGUUAUACCACCUGCCACCACCCCCGGGCCGUGUCCCAGAUGGUCAAGGACAUGGACACGAAGCUGCUGUUCUGCACUUUUGAGGAUCUUAAGAAUGACCCAGAGCCCGGCAUCCAAGAACUUGCCACCAGGCAGUCCUCCUUCCUUCAGCAGAUGGCAGCCAGACCGCGGUGA